Westerdykella ornata is the source of this 2064-nucleotide messenger RNA. Its product is annotated as phosphate transporter. The record is from RefSeq and is a predicted model, not a curated record. Gene Ontology annotation, biological process: phosphate ion transmembrane transport. Gene Ontology annotation, cellular component: membrane. The coding region runs from base 316 to 2064 and encodes 582 amino acids. The transcript is spliced from 2 exons. Lineage: Eukaryota; Fungi; Ascomycota; Dothideomycetes; Pleosporales; Sporormiaceae.
GAGGAUCCACCCCGAGAAAAAGUCGAAAAAAAGGUUCCUGUGCUUGGCCUACCCUUGGCCUUCCGACGGCGUGAAAGUGUCGCUCCUACACGACUUGGCGGGGCCGCCACGCACCAGACCCUCACCAUCCUACUUUGUUGGUGUCCAAGUCCGUAGUUGUAAGCCUCCAUCCAGCGCCCUACUAGGCAUACUGGGUGGUAUAUAAAGUAUUCCGCGUCGGACGCAACCAGGUUGCUGGAUUCUCCCCCAAUUCACCACCCUCUCCCUCCAUCCUCCCCUCUUCUUCUUUUUCUUUUUUCUUCAUCGUCGUCCGCCAUGGCCAUCCCCGCCAUCACGGCAAAGUACGACUGGAUCCUUGCCAUCACCACCAUUGCCUUCGUCUUCUCCGCCUUUGGUAAUGGUGCCAACGAUGUCGCCAACUCUUAUGCCACGUCCGUGGCUGCCCACACCUUGACCAUGGCCCAGGCCGGUGUCCUCUCCAUGGCAACUGAAUUCAUCGGCGCCGUCGCCCUCGGGGCUCGCGUCACCUCCACCAUCAAGAACGGCAUCAUCAACAUCGACCGUUUCCGCGAGAACGGAGGCAACCCCGGAACGCUGAUGCUGGCCAUGGGCUGCGCCGAGAUUGGUAGUGCUACCUGGUUGAUGCUCGCCACCGGCAUGGGCUGGCCCGUCUCCACCACCCAGACUGUUGUCGGCGCCCUCAUCGGUGUCGGUUUCGCCUCCGGAGCUUCCAUCAAGUGGGCCUGGCAGUCGGGCUCCGUAUCCCAGGUCGCCGCCUCCUGGGGUGUCGCGCCCGCCCUCGCCGCCGCCUUCUCCGCCCUCGUCUUCGGCGUCGUCAAGUACUCGGUCCUCGAGCGCAAGGAUUCCUUCAAGUGGGCCAUGCGCCUCAUUCCCUUCUACUUCGGCUUGACCGGCGCCAUCCUCGCCCUCUUCAUCGUCGUCGAAGCGCCCACCGCCCCUUCGCUCGAGGAGUUCGGCGCCGGCAAGGCCGUCGGCAUCAUCCUCGGUGUCUUCUUCGGCUGCAUCGCCAUCUGCUACAUCUUCUUCGUCCCCUUCUUCAAGCGCAAGCUCAUCAUGAAGGAUCCCCGCAUCCGCAUCUGGCACGUUCCCCUCGGGCCCCUCCUGCUCAAGGAGAACACCCACCUCUACUUCCCCGGUAAAGGGGAGGAGUACGUCACCAACUACUACCAGGAUGCCUACGGCGAAGUCGUCGCUGGCACCAAACGCGACGAGAAGCACCAUCAGGGCAACGGCGACGCCCAGGAACUCCCAGGCCCGCCGUCCGAUCUCAAGAAGCCAUCCGACCUUCCCGAGGAUACCGAGAAGAGCGCUGCCGACGACACUCCCUCCGGUCCCCAGCUCAAGCGCAAGCGGCAAUCGGAACCCUACGAGCGCUUCAUUGGUCCCGUCCUCCAUCUCUCCUGGGGCAAUCCUCAGAGGUGGUGGGGAUACAUCAAGUUCGGUCUUCUCCAGGGUGUCACCCGUGAUUGCAUCACCCACGAUUCCGAACGCCUCCGCGCCAUCCACGCCAGGGCCAACCGCUACGACGACCGCGUCGAGCAUCUGUGGACCUACUGCCAAGUCAUCUCCGCCAUGAUGAUGAGCAUCGCCCACGGUUCCAACGAUGUUGCCAACGCCGUCGGUCCCUGGGCCGCCGUCUACGAGACGUACAGGCAAGGCAAGGUCGCCACAAAGUCGUCCACGCCCGUCUGGUUCCUCGUUGUUGCAGGUCUGCUCCUCGGCCUCGGUUUCUGGUUCUACGGCUACCACAUCGUCCGCUCGCUCGGCAACAAAAUCACCCAGAUGUCGCCCACCCGUGGCUUCUCCAUCGAGCUCGGUGCCGCCGUGACCGUUCUCCUCGCCUCGCGCUUGGGUCUCCCCGUCUCCACCACCCAGUGCCUGGUCGGUUCCGCCAUGGGUGUCGCCCUCAUGAACUAUGAUCUCGGCGCUGUUAAUUGGAAGCAGCUGCUGUACAUCUUCUUUGGCUGGGUCGCCACGCUCCCUGCUGCCGGUCUCAUCUCGGGCCUGCUGUGCGCCAUGGCCCUCAACGCACCCCACUUCUAA